AUGACUAACAUGAUUACAAGCAAAGAAGAAGAUAAUUGGUUUGAUUUGGGGAUUAAGAAAUCUUUGGGGGAAGGGGAUGCAACUAGAUUUUGGCUGGAGGAUUGGCUAGGUUCGGGACAUUUGGAGGGAAGAUUUCACAGACUGUAUAAUUUAUCUCAAAACAAGUAUGCUACUGUUAAGGAGGUGGGGGAGUGGCGUCAGGGUAUUUGGGAGUGGAAAUUUACAUGGAGGAGGGGGUUGCGAGGUAGGGAGUUAGGGUGGCUUGAUAUACUGCUCAAUACUAUUAAUAUUGGUUGUCUGCGGGAAGGGAGGCCGGAUAGGUGGUUGUGGGAACCAGGGGAGGAGGGAGUUUAUUCGGUGAAAGCCUUUGUUUGGCGCAUGUUGCUCAACCGGAUCCCGACAAAGGUUGACUUGAGGAGGCGCAGUGCGAUUCCUGCAGCUGCGAAUUUGCUUUGCUCUCUGUGUAAUAUUGAAGAGGAGAGUUGUGAUCACUUGUUCUGUACUUGUGCGCGAUCUUUGGAUGUUUGGCUUGCCGUUCAUCGCUGGUUUGGAUUUGUUACAGCUGUGCCUUCUUCGUCAAAGUCUCUCUUUAGCCAGUUUUCAUUCUUGGCCAGAAACAAGAAACAGAGGCUUGCGGAGAUGACGGUAUGGAUGGCUUCUUGCUGGUCCUUAUGGCUUAUGCGCAACAGUAUUAUUUUUUCAGAUGGGGUUUGGGAUGAUGAUUUUGUUUUGGACCUAAUACAAGUCAGGUCCUGGUACUGGAUAAAGGAGAAAGUGAGGGGGUUCUAUUAUUCAUUGUUUGAAUGGAAGACCAGCCCUUUAAUUUGUCUUUCAUCUGUGUGA
Molecule: messenger RNA, 843 nt
Organism: Lotus japonicus
Lineage: Eukaryota; Viridiplantae; Streptophyta; Magnoliopsida; Fabales; Fabaceae
Exons: 2
Coding region: 1-843 (280 amino acids)
Source: RefSeq, a predicted model, not a curated record